This is a messenger RNA of Cynocephalus volans (Philippine flying lemur), 1040 nucleotides long. It is a transcript of the gene B3GALT1, whose product is annotated as beta-1,3-galactosyltransferase 1. The transcript has a single exon. The record is from RefSeq and is a predicted model, not a curated record. Gene Ontology annotation, cellular component: Golgi membrane. Gene Ontology annotation, molecular function: N-acetyl-beta-D-glucosaminide beta-(1,3)-galactosyltransferase activity. The coding region runs from base 60 to 1040 and encodes 326 amino acids. Lineage: Eukaryota; Metazoa; Chordata; Mammalia; Dermoptera; Cynocephalidae.
GAAACUAGUGCCAGGAAGGCAUAUUCUUCAAUAUUCGGCCUAGGCACGCUUUCGAGACAAUGGCGUCAAAGGUCUCCUGUUUAUACGUGUUGACAGUCGUGUGCUGGGCCAGCGCUCUCUGGUACUUGAGUAUAACUCGUCCUACUUCCUCCUACACAGGCUCCAAGCCCUUCAGCCACCUAACAGUUGCCAGGAAAAAUCUCACCUUUGGCAACAUAAGAACUCGACCUAUAAACCCACAUUCUUUUGAAUUUAUAAUAAAUGAGCCCAACAAAUGUGAGAAGAACAUUCCUUUUCUUGUUAUCCUCAUCAGCACCACCCACAAGGAAUUUGAUGCCCGCCAGGCAAUCCGCGAGACGUGGGGGGUCGAGAACAACUUUAAAGGGAUCAGGAUAGCCACGGUCUUCCUCCUGGGCAAGAACGCUGAUCCCGUCCUGAACCAGAUGGUGGAGCAAGAGAGCCAAAUCUUCCACGACAUCAUCGUGGAGGACUUCAUUGACUCCUACCAUAACCUUACCCUCAAAACAUUGAUGGGGAUGAGAUGGGUGGCCACUUUUUGUUCAAAAGCCAAGUAUGUCAUGAAAACAGACAGUGACAUUUUUGUAAAUAUGGACAACCUUAUUUAUAAACUACUGAAACCCUCCACCAAGCCAAGAAGAAGGUAUUUUACUGGCUAUGUCAUCAACGGAGGGCCCAUCCGGGAUGUCCGCAGUAAGUGGUAUAUGCCCAGGGACUUGUACCCUGACAGUAACUACCCCCCUUUCUGUUCGGGGACCGGCUAUAUCUUUUCAGCCGAUGUGGCAGAACUCAUUUACAAGACCUCACUCCACACAAGAUUGCUUCAUCUCGAAGACGUGUAUGUGGGACUGUGUCUUCGCAAGCUGGGCAUACACCCUUUCCAGAACAGUGGCUUCAAUCACUGGAAAAUGGCCUAUAGUUUGUGUAGGUACCGCCGAGUUAUCACCGUGCAUCAGAUCUCUCCAGAAGAAAUGCACAGAAUCUGGAAUGACAUGUCAAGCAAGAAACAUCUCAGAUGUUAG